AUGUCUCGCAAUAUCAAGCGCAAGUUUGCGGCCCCGGUCAAGGUCAAGACCGCCAACCGUCGCCGCCGGGUGUCUGACACUCCCUCCACCUCCUCGUUAGAUCUUUCCGACGAUGGCGGAUACUCUGCGGUAGAAGACAUCAGCGACUCGUCUGACGACGAUGAAGAUGAUGUAGCUGCGGCCGAGGAGGAGAACAUUUUCGAGGAGGCCCUUCCCCCGACCCCUCAGCCAGCUCCUCGGCCGCAACCAACCAUUGAGGAGGAUGACGAUGACGAAGAGGAGGAAAAUGACGAAGACGAAGAUGAACAAGAAGGCUUGGAUAUCGACGAAGACGACGAUGCUGGCAGCUGGGGAGGCAUCGUCUCAGAUGUUGAGGACCAACCCGAUGUCUACCAAGAUGCAAACAUCUUUGGCACGGAUAACCCUGUUGAGCGUCAUGUCCACUUCGACGUACCCUCAAGCGAUUCCGACGACACCGAUACCGACGAUGAGAUCGGGGGUUUCUUUCCCGACAUCUUUGUUGCUCAAAAUACACUGGACCCUUCAUUCCGCCGAGAGAUCGAGAACGACCCCGAUGAGUCUUCUGGCUCUGGAUCCUUCUGGGACUUCAACAACCAAUACGAAGAACAAGAGCAGGAGUCAGAUGCUGAGGAAAUCUUCCGCCACAUUGACGAGACCCCCCUUGCCACUCCAAUGGCUUCCCAGCCCGCCACUGCUGUUACUACUCCCGUACCCUUCUUUGAGGAGCCAACCGAGUUGGACGGUUACGAGACCGAUGGAGACACUACCGAAGAGGACGAGCCCGAGCCUCCAGUCCGAAGAAAGACUCGACGUCCUUCCCACCCUAUGAGCGACAUCUCCGACUCAGAAGCCGAUAGCCCUGUCAAGGCGGAGCGUGGCCAGCCCCGAUUGGGACGUUACAACUUGGACCGCUCAGACAAGAAGCCUAUUGCUGUCCUCAACCCCGUCACUGGGAAGAUGAUGAUCUUUACUCCUCAUCGCCGACACCAACUGGAUCUCUCGCCCGAACAGUUCAACUUCCCCUGGACAACGGAGGGACCUGAGUCGCCUAUUAUGAGCCAUUCCGCCAACCUCAUGCUAAGCGCUAUGUUCUCUGCCAACUCUUUCGGCGACUUCUUCAAUACGGCUCAGGUCAUGGGUCCUGCUGAGGCCUUUUUCCCUUUCCCCUCAGAACCCAACACCGCCGACGAAAGCUCGACUGCGCCUAGUUUGCAGGACGAGGAGGAAGAAGACGAGGAACUUAACCUGGACCUCAACGACUUUAUCGCCUGGGAGGAGAACGACUCUUCUGGCGAAGAGGAGGGUGGUGACAACUGGGAUCCCGCCUCAACUCCAGCUAGACCCACUACUGCCAACAGCGAGAAGGAGGUCCUCGGUCAUCUCAGACCUGAGAACGUCGGAGCAUUCCGUCGUAACCAAAUUAACCAACAGCUCAUCCUGAGCAACCAGGCCACUCAGGACUCGCUAGCUUUCAGCGGUCCGUACAACUAUACUGCACUUAAGGGUCUCAAAUCGGACCGUUUUGACACUGCUGCUAUUCCCCUGACACCCGCUCGCCGUCACAAGAGACAAAUGAGCGAUGCCACACGCAGCCCCCUUGAGCAAGUGUCUGCUAAACGCAAGGCACCCACCGAGGCUGGCGACAGUCACAAGAGGCACAGAAGCAUAUCUGAUGUGAACUAUCUACAAAUCUGA
Fusarium pseudograminearum CS3096 is the source of this 1716-nucleotide messenger RNA. RefSeq lists its product as uncharacterized. NCBI's taxonomy places the organism in Eukaryota, Fungi, Ascomycota, Sordariomycetes, Hypocreales, Nectriaceae. The transcript is spliced from 2 exons. The coding region runs from base 1 to 1716 and encodes 571 amino acids. The record is from RefSeq and is a predicted model, not a curated record.